AUGACGGUCCGCACAGGCAUGGGCACAUCGCUCCUUCUCUCCGCUCUCUUGUUCCAAAGCGCGUACGGAGCGCUUGUCCCCGUGGACCCCACCAAGUUCAAGGUCGGCGAGCUCAAGUGGUCAAAUUGCACUGGGGAGGACGUCGUUCCCGGUGCAGAAUGUUUAGUUCAGCAGGGGCUGACGACAUACCGUAGUGUACCUUUGGACUACUUCAAUCCUAGCGCAGGUGUUGCCAAGAUUGCUCUUGGGCGGUUCAACGCGACAGCUGCUACGAGGAAGGGCAGCGUAUUCCUGAACCCCGGCGGACCCGGCGGGCCAGGGGUCGUCACCCGGCAUGCUCUCGUCUGGGACAACGCUGGCUGUGGGAAGCUCGGAGUGUCCAGCUCCUGUGGGCACAGACAAUGCGCAGCCCACUGCCGUACAGCUCUCGCAAGCUGUGGAUUUCGACCUCACGACCAGGCUCGCAAGCUGGAGCUCGCCGCGCGCGAGCUAGCAGCCCAACAGCGUAUCGACGCCCCAGUCAUUGCUAGCCAGGGCGGUUUCCAUCUUGACCGUCCACAGCCUAUCCAUCCACCCGACCCACUCCCAGCGCCCGGCAUCAUCCCCCUGCCUGCAGCAACCCCUAUCCCGGCAGUCCCUUCCAGCGGGAACCGUGCGCCAGAGCCAGAGCCGACGCUUCCACAGAGAGAGCUUCAAGUUCCCAUGGCGCCAGAGUGGAAACGCAAGUGGGAGGCAGAGCGGAGCCGUGCCAUGAGCGAGCGGGAUGCGGAACGAGAGCGCCGUGAAAAUGAGAAGGCAGAACUCGAGUCGGCAACGCUAUGGUUUUGGGCCGAGGGCCUGAAGGCGUACCCAACUAUGAAGCUCUCUGACCGGCCGCGCACACUGCAGAGGUUCGACCUCGGUGAAACGGACGACAUUCAAGUGUACGAUCUCGACUCUCGGUACUGGCAAUACCAGAAUGUGUCUGACGCGUUCAACGUGAAGCGCAACCGCGUCCUGCUCAUCCGCCGUGUUGGAGUCACCCUCUGCGCAGAUGUCGACGCGCGCAUCGUGGAUGCUGAACGUGCCAGUGUUAGCUCACCCCGCAAGGGCGUUCACAAUACACCGAUGCCGCCUCUGGCGGGUGACCCUUGGGCUUCCCACCGAGCGAAGCGUCCCCGCGAGGAUGACCAGGCAUUCUCACAUCGCCACACCGCCCCUCGUCUAGCCCUUUCGCAGCUCUCCCCCUCUCAUCCCAUCACACACUCGCACUGGCACCCUGAUGGGUAUGCGGUAUCGCCGUUUAUGCUCCCUGCAGCCCUUCCAUUCCACUCGAUGUUUGGGUCACCUGCCGUGGGUGGAUCACCCUCUGGGCUUGCAUCCCCACUGGCGCUCACAUCACCGACACCAGGUACACCCACCCACUUGCCAGCCCCACCAUCGACACCUGCUCCUCUGUGGUCACCACUACCUACGGCGACUCUGGGUACCUUACUGAGCUCAUCCUCGGUAGCCUCUCCUCCGGCAUCCUCGCGGACCUCCUCAUCCCCAGGCCUGCUCGAUGAACCACUACAGACAGAUGCACUCACCAGCACACCGUACCGGGCAUCUGGGCUUGGACUUCAGGGACUCCCGGGACCACCAUCCUCAGCUGAUGGACAGCUCGACGAUUGCAUCCUCGACGAGCUCUGGACUGCUGGGCAGGUGUUUGUCCCUCUUGGAGCAGCGGAUCUAGUCUGGCCGCAAGGUCUAUACACCCGGGAUCUGGCCAAAGGACUAUCUAUUCUGGCGACACUUCAAGCAAACAUAUCUGCAGCGGCGGGCGAACGGAUCAAGGACUACAAGCUUGCCCUCCUCCCUGAGCACUUUGCGCAAGUCUUCCCUGGGUAUCGGUUCGUCCUCAAGACGUACUACACACAACGUUCUGUAUGGAAGGCGGCAACCGAGGCGCAGCGCACCGCGAUGCUACAACAACCACGCACCAAGCCACAUGGGCUAUGGACAACAUACCGCUUGCAGCUGCCAGCGUGGACGCUCCGGAAGGUGCAUCGCAAAGGGGCAUAA
This is a messenger RNA of Trametes versicolor FP-101664 SS1, 2043 nucleotides long. RefSeq lists its product as uncharacterized. The transcript is spliced from 5 exons. The record is from RefSeq and is a predicted model, not a curated record. NCBI's taxonomy places the organism in Eukaryota, Fungi, Basidiomycota, Agaricomycetes, Polyporales, Polyporaceae. Bases 1 to 2043 code for a protein of 680 amino acids.